This is a messenger RNA of Thamnophis elegans (Western terrestrial garter snake), 1895 nucleotides long. It is a transcript of the gene ISOC2, whose product is annotated as isochorismatase domain containing 2. The coding region runs from base 975 to 1589 and encodes 204 amino acids. The record is from RefSeq and is a predicted model, not a curated record. The transcript has 6 exons. Gene Ontology annotation, cellular component: cytoplasm. Lineage: Eukaryota; Metazoa; Chordata; Lepidosauria; Squamata; Natricidae.
UUUACAGACCUCUUAGGAAUGGGGUGAGGUCCACGGUGGACCACUUAAGGUUGAAGCUGUGAGGGUGCCAUCUGGUUGGUGUCAACACUUAGCAAAGAUAGAUUUUUCUCCAUCGAGAUCUAUCUCUAUCCUUGGGUUUCAUGUCUCCCAGCCCCACUCCCUCAAGUCCUGCUGUGCUGCCGCAUGUUGGGUGGAGGGGGGGAAGAAGGAGUAUUCCUGGAAGACGAAGCACAGAACUCGGGGUGGAGGUGUAUGCCAGGCUACAUAUUCCCAGCAGGGUCACCCGGGUCAUCCCAGCUGAUCACUAAAGCAAGCAGGCAUCUACUGUGUGUUGGGUAGCAGCAAUAUAGGAAGAUGCUGGAAACAGAUUAUUACUUUAGUGACAACAGCAAAGGCCGCAAUUUAUACCGCACAGGAAAAGGCAGAGGUUCCUAUAUUAUUACCAAGGCAACUGCACGUAUAGAAAACAGUAAAUGAUUGACAAUAUAAUGGCAGGUGAUGGCCCUCUCAGGUCGGAUAGCAUUCAAUGUGUUCCUGAGGACAAGUUCUUCGUUAAAGCAUUCUUAAGGAUGGUGGUAGGAUUGCAUGUGGGAUGACACAUAAAAUGAAAUAAAAAACAGUUUGUAUUUGUUCAGUCUGACUCUCUUUAUGUAUCAAUAGCAUCAAUACGAAAGUCUGUUAACAUUCACUAGCAAAAAUAUGGAAAACUCCAGAAAAUCUCAAUGGAGCAAUUAUGGGACUUGAAGCCCAAAUUAUGAGAUAGUUACAUGAGAAUCAGUGUGAUGGAGCAGUUCAGGUGCUGAACUAGGAGUGAGGAAAACCUAAUCUUCCCUUAAGCACAGAAGCUGACCAGUGACUAUGAGCCAGUUAUUCUCUCACUCAGCCCUAGACUGGGAAAUUAAAAAUAAAAUAAAAAUUACCAACCCAUAUUGGACCAGUGUGGCAGCCUACGAUCUAUAAUUAUCAGCUUGGAAAUGUCCCUGGCACGGCUUGGAAAAGUGGUUCCCAAAUCAAGCAUCUUGUUCCUGUGUGACAUGCAAGAGAAAUUUCGCCCCAACAUCAGCUACUUUCCUCAGAUUGUAUCUGUGGCAGCUCGGAUGCUGAAGGUUGCUAAAGCUCUUGAAAUCUGCACUGUGGUCACUGAGCAAUACCCCAAAGGUUUGGGUCCAACAGUACCGGAGCUGGGAGCUGAAGAACUUCCCAAAUACACCAAAACAUGCUUCAGCAUGCUUAUCCCAGAGGUGGAAAAGGAGAUGGCAUCUGUUCCCAACUUGAAAUCUGUAAUUCUGUGUGGGAUCGAGACACAGGCUUGCAUCAUGAGUACUGCCUUGGAUGCCAUGGAGCGAGGGCUGGACGUUCACGUCGUGGUGGAUGCUUGUUCUUCUCGCAGCCAGGUGGACAGGAUCAUAGCUCUGUCCAGACUGCGUCAGAGCGGGGCCUUCCUAACCACCAGCGAGGGACUUAUCCUGCAGCUUGUCCAGGAUGCGGCCCACCCACGUUUCCGAGAGAUUCAGAAAUUGAUUAUGGAUCCUGCCCCUGACAGUGGUCUUCUGCCCCUCAUAAAAGUGCCAAAUCCCCUUUUCAGUUAGCCCAGCUGCUUCAAGAUUGAUCUUCUUCUAAAGCACCUUCAGCCCUUUCCUCUGAUGUCCUUGUCCUUCUCAAUGGGAAUGAUUCUUCAAGUUGACUUUAAAGAGGAAAAUGAUGAACUAUAAACCUUAACUGAGAAGCUGCAUCAAAACUGUGAUCUUUCUAUAGUUAUGCAAUGAAAUGGUUGAAAGAAGGCUAGUAAUAUUUUUGACCUGGUCUUUUUUAAUUAAGAAACAUCAAUUCUGCCUCCUUAGCUCAUGAUGUGAAUCUUGACAAUGUGUACAAAUAUAUAUUUAAUUUGCACAUUU